This is a messenger RNA of Actinia tenebrosa (Australian red waratah sea anemone), 4509 nucleotides long. RefSeq names its product apoptosis-stimulating of p53 protein 2. Lineage: Eukaryota; Metazoa; Cnidaria; Anthozoa; Actiniaria; Actiniidae. Gene Ontology annotation, molecular function: p53 binding. Gene Ontology annotation, cellular component: nucleus. The record is from RefSeq and is a predicted model, not a curated record. Gene Ontology annotation, biological process: regulation of apoptotic process.
AACAUGGCGGCCCGUGGACGGAUGAAGUUAAAGGUCCACUUGGAUGAUAAUGGCAGGAUAUCAGAAAUAUUUGUAUCACCAACAACCAAAUGCCGAGACAUUGUACAGAGGCUACAAAGACAGAUUAGACAGACAAACUGUUGUCUUGUGGAAGUUUGGCAGGGAUGUGAACGACUUGUGCCUGAAGAUGAGCUAAUUCAGAGUACAUUACUUGAGUGGGAUACCGACCUAGAAGAGGUUGCGUUUUAUUUACGACCCUAUGAGGAGAUUUUAUCACCACACUUAAUGGUCCCAGUCACUGAUGGAAUUCAAAUCAUAGAAGAAGACGUACCACAGAUUUCAGGCUCUACACUUAUGGUAGCAAGAAAUGGCUUGCAUGAGAACCAUGGCAUCUCAAGGUAUAACAUGAGUGAAAGAUACUCACUGGAAGAUCUUCAGCAGUUAGCAGUUAGACAGCAGCAAGAAAUAGAGAUGAAAGAACGACUACUAGCUGAGAAAGAACAACAGUUGAAGGAGAUUAAACAGAGAACUCGUCAUAAAAUCAGAAGUACGUACAUAGACCAGUUGGAGACUCAGAUACACGAACAGGACAUGAAAAUGAGAGAACUAAGGCAAAUACAGGACGAAAUUGAAGCCUACAGAUUGAACAAUAGUGUUUUGGACGAAGAACUGCAGUCCAUGGAAACACUGUUUACCAUCAAAGAACAGGAACUAGCGAUAGCUGCUGCUAAAGUUGAAGGUUUGACUAAACAACUGAAUGAACAGCGAGAAAAAUGGAAGAACGCCUCUAACCAGAAUGAAAGAAAUAAGGAAGAGAUUGAGGUGGACAGACUGCGUCAGGAACUCAUGACAAGGAAUGAGCUGAACCAUCAGCAGAGUGUCCAAAUGCAGGCACAAAAACAACUUCUAGCAGAAAAACACAAAGAACUAUUUGAACUGGACUCACAAAUCGACCAACUGACUCAAGAACUGCACAAGAAAAGGGCAGGGAAUGUGCACUCCACGCCCAACACAAACCACAGGAAUGGAACAGCCAAUCAGGACGUGUCUGACAUGGAAAACGGUUUGUGGGAAAAUGGGGAAUCAUUUGAUUGGAGUGAAUUCGCCAAUACUAAGGAUACAUAUGACGAAGAAGUACGCUUAAACUACAACGACUCCGACAUGAGUAUAAGCGGGCAUCGUUCACGGCAGAAUAAUUCUAGGCCCUUAGAGACACUAGUAGAGGAAGAAGAGCCAUUGUCACCUGGUACGAGUAAGACGUCUUCAAUAGAUGGCAGUUCCAAUAGUCAAGGAGUUCCUCUUUCUCCCAAACAGGGACGCAAAUCUCGCGUGUCGCGGCUGGCUACAUUUUUUGAGGCGGAAGUUGCGGCUCAAAAUGAAUCUAAGGAUCGUAAAGGCGCCAAGAAGGACGCGUUUAACGAAUCUUCUUAUGAGUCGAGGGGAAGUACUUUAGAAAUGGGGCCAAAACACGUUGAAACUAUGAACACAAGAGGACACGAAAUGAUAAAUAACAGUUCAAUGAAACUACAAACGUCAUUAGGUCGGGAAUCAGAGAAGGCAACUGAUAAUAUAUUUUAUCAUCGACCAUUCGGUUCGUCUCCACUCAGUUCUCCGUCUUCUUUAUCUUCACUCUCUUCGUUUUCGUCGACAUCUUCAACGAGUAGAACUAUAGGUAGACAUGAUGAGCUUCGAAUCAAUCCAGAAAAUGCGUUGAGAAGCAGGGAAUCCAAGACUACUGGGCUAGAGACGUCGUCUGUUAGUACCUCUUAUGAAAAACCUCGAGAAUCUUAUUAUGAGAGUGAAGGAUACAGUGAGUUGUCGAACAGUGUGGAAGGUUCACCCUCAAGUACACAAGACUUUAGUAGAGAUAAGACUACAACGGGCAAUUCAAAUUCUCCAUUUGGAAACGUAAAAACAUCUUUGCAACAGCUUAGGUCUAUGGCUAUAUCACUAAGUGAGUCUGGUCGAACGACGAGUCGAAGGGGUUUGGGUGUGUCGCAGUCUCCUCACGAGACAAAUUCACAAGGACAUGCGAGUCAACAAGAAGUUCCUCAUGAUGAAGAAGUUCAUACAAGGUCCCAACAGACUGUCAAUUUUAUGGUUAAACCUACGGGGACAUCGUUUGUUCCACAAAAGACGAACACAACUGAAGUUCCAACUCGGAAAACAAGCUCUCCUUCUGUAGCUAUGGUGUUUGCUUCUUCUCCGGUUAGAGAUAUUUUAUCUAGCGAUGGCGAGGAUGGCAGAACAGAAUCAAAUCAGAAUCAAACAAAAAGACAUAGUUAUGGAAGUCAAGAAAGAAAGUUUCCCGUUGCUCCUAUUCGUAAGGCAUUAUCUUCUGAGGAAAUUUCAAGUAAAAAAAAUGAUAACACUGACCCAGUAUUUAGUACUAGCUCAUCUCAGGCAGUUACUAAGGUUAGAAUCACGCUAACGUCGUCAGGAAUACAUCCAACACCAACUACACCAGAGAUAUCUGACCACACGAGGGGAGAAAAUGUUGAAUUCACAGAUAUAAAUAUCCUUAAAGGAGAUGGUAAAUCACAAGACAGAAUGCGAACUGCUAGGGUUAUAGCUAUCGACCCUAAGGAACCUUUCACAGUUGAAAAGGGUAGUCCAGGUUCAUCGCGGUCAGCGGACCCGGGAAGUAGUGUCAUGACAACCACUUCCAGCCAAUUACGAGCUACGCCCACAAAUAAACAGAACGUUCAUAGUACGUCGUUAACAGAAGAGAAAAAAUAUGGUGAUACAGAUAAAGGAAAAGUUAGUUCACCAGGUCCCCAGGAAACGCCUACGUCAGGAGAGAGGAAGAGAGUACGUCACGUGAUCCUUGAUCCUCAUGCUGUACUACUGGACGCUGCAGUCGAGGGGGAACUGGAACAAGUAAAACGUGUCAUCAGAGAUGUAGAUGAUCCAAGCUUAGCUAACAAUGAUGGUAUAACCGCAUUGCAUAAUGCUGUCUGUGGUAACCAUGACUCCGUGGUGAAGUUCUUGGUAGAGUAUGGAUGUGAUGUUAACCUACCAGACUCACAUGGGUGGACUCCACUCCACUGCUCAGCUGCCAACAACAACAUCAGUGUCAUAAAGUACUUGGUUGAACAUGGUGCUUGUAUCUUUGCCACCACUGGACUGCAGAAGAAGACUCCCGUGCAGUGCUGUGAGAAAUCUCUUCCUGGCUACAAAGAGUGUGUUGACUAUCUCCGAGAUAUUCAAGAUAACUUUGGAAUGACUUUUGAUGGUAAAGUGUACGCGCUAUUUGCAUACAACGCGAAUGAAAAAGACGAACUGAGCUUCGAGUGCGGGGAAGAGCUGUAUGUGUUAAGAAGGGGAGACAGUAACGAGAAGGAAUGGUGGUGGGCAAAGAACAGCUCAGGACAACUGGGAUAUAUUCCUAGAAAUCUCCUUGGGAUAUCCCCUCGAGUUGCACCUGAAGUUUGACUUAAAGGUAGUCCACUAAUACAACUCCUCCUGGCAUGCUAGACUUCAGUCCACUUCUGUGUGAGGGCAAAAGUCAGCUAAGUAGAGCAAGAGAGUAUGAAGUACUCCAGUAAAUACUUCCAACUCUCUUGGUAGAGAUUUAGAUGUUAACGAAGACUAACUCCCAAACGGUCCCAUUAUGCUUGAGGAGGUCCAUCUAUACUGUUAGGGCACAACUAAGUUGAGAUAUAGCCUCCUCCGCAGGCGUCUUUCGUCUUUUUCUUUUUUGUUGAAUACUGCAAAUCCCUCAAAUGCCCUCAACAGAUCCCAUUGACUUCAGUCGAUCCAUAAUAUACAAGUCAGCUAGGGCAUGCAAGUAUAUUAGAACAUAUGAACGUGAAAAUUCAUGAAACGUCCGAUGAGCUGUGGUUUCGCGUACUUUGAUUCGUUUGAGUUGGUUCUGUGACUUUGAAUCAUGCUCCGUGAGCUGUAUUGGUACACGUAACGCAUGAGAAACCAAACUAACUGAAUAUGUUCCAAGUAAAGAAUCUUAUUCCUAAAUAGCUGUAUUAAAAAAUAAAAAUUACUAUUAUGCUAAAUGGAUCUCAAAGUUUGCAACCAUCGCUUUACAAUAUAUCUUAACUGAGCCGUGAGUGAAUAAAAAGUGUAAUCUGAUGUUUUUACUUUCAAUCUAUAAAAUAGAUAAUCAUUAAUUAUUAUCAAAUUAUAUAAAUUGUCAAUAGGGCUUUCGCCCUCGAACCAUGAUUGGACAGUGUAUCUUUCUUUACGUUGUGAUUGGUUCAGAGCUGGAGUGGAAGCCAUUCCAAUGUUAUACAUAGAUACUUUUUCCAUUCAGACUUGCUUUAGUGAGUUUAAUAUUUAUUUAUUUUCAAAUACAGCCGCCGAGCGUAAGCAUAAAAAUACAGGAUGAAAUAUUUAAAUUAUUACAGUUAAAUUUUCACAAUAGUGUUAUAAAAAAGAUUCUGUUUGUGUUUAUCGCGGUUUUUUGUCCUUAUUAUUUUUUCUACGAUGAAUGUGAGUUUGAUAACCUUUUUUAAAUCUCAAAGAGAUAUUUAUUAUAUAAAUAUUACUUAA